AUGGCCGACGCUACAAAGUCCCCAUCAGGGAAGAAUGCAUAUGUCACACUCCUCACAAGACCAAGCUACCUUGCCGGCGCAAUUCUCCUCGCAUACACACUAAAGAAGCACUCGCCUGAGACGCCAUUGAUCAUCACGUAUACUCCAGAGACGCUCCCUGAAUUAUCCGUCCAGGCCUUCAGGGAUGAAGCCAACCACUCCAACAUCAUCCUCCACCCCGUCGAGCAUCUACGUCUCCCUGAAGAUGGCACCGAACACGGCAUGGUCGCGGAGCGCUUCAUCGACACCUGGACGAAACUACGUGUCCUCGACCUACACGAAAUGGAGCAAAAGUUCGAGAGGCUAUGUUGGCUCGAUGCAGAUAUGAUGAUUUUCUCAAACCCAAGUCCACUCAUCUUCAACGACAAGAACGACGAGUAUCUAGACGGCGGAGAUGGCAUGAGGAUGAUGGCUGUACACACGUGCGUGUGUAACCUCGACCACGAUUCAUGGGCGCCUGAGUCCUGGAAACCAGAGAAUUGCGCCAUGGCUAGACUCACGUCCAGCAAUGAAUUAGCCAAAGUCGAACCUGACCCAGACACUUUGAGCAAUUUCAACAGCGGCACGUUCUUGUACAAGCCCUCUCCCGCGCUGUCCAAAUUCGUCCGCAAGAAAUUCCAAGACUUGGGCAAUGCCAAACUCCGCGCCAUGAAGUUCCCAGACCAGGAUUUCUUAAACGAGGCAUUCGAUGGCCGCUGGUCGACGCUCUCGUGGAAAACAAACGCGCUCAAGACGUGGAGGUAUUGGCACACGAACAUCUGGCGCGACGACCAAGUCGCCGUGUUGCACUACAUCGUCGACAAGCCGUGGGCGGCACGCGUCAAGCCCAAUGGCACAGCGGGCUACUUGGGCAAAGACGGCGAGACGCACAAGUGGUGGUGGGACGAGUACAGCAAUUGGGAACAAGAGAGGAAAGACCAGGGCGAGAAAAGUCUACUGGACAUUGUGGGCAAGUACGCGGCGAAUGAGAAUGGAGAGGAGAAUGAGGAAAUGAGAGCGAUUGGAGGAGGUGCGCAAGACUUUGCGAAGAAGUGGCCGCAGAAGGAAGGGGAGGGGGAGGAAGAUGGGGGUGGAGACAGUCCGGAUAGACCGGUGCUGAGGAAGAAGAUGUUGGGGGAGAGGGGGCAUGGGCCGGUGGUGAGGGGUGGUGGUUUUGGUAGAGGGAGUGGUGUGGGGUGGAGUGUCAUGGAGAACUGA
Molecule: messenger RNA, 1236 nt
Organism: Parastagonospora nodorum SN15
Lineage: Eukaryota; Fungi; Ascomycota; Dothideomycetes; Pleosporales; Phaeosphaeriaceae
Exons: 1
Coding region: 1-1236 (411 amino acids)
Molecular function (GO): glycosyltransferase activity
Source: RefSeq, a predicted model, not a curated record